AUGGAGGAUGUGAAAGAAUUUUUUAAUCACGAGGUGGAUCUACCAAUAUAUUGUGAUAAAGAUAAUGUAGGAAAUAAUCUUAAUCUUAUAAAAGAAAAAUAUAAAGAGAAACUUUUCAACCUUCUUGAAGAAAUAAAAGAAAGUCAAGAACUGUUUUAUAGAAAUGAUGAAUAUAAAAAUAAUUUAAAAGAAAGAUGUGAAUAUGAAUAUAGAAUUAAGAAUGAAGAAGAAGAAGAAAAAAAAAUAGAUGAGCAUGAUGAUAAUAUAAUAAAUAAUUAUAAUAAUCAUAUAAAUGUAAAUAUAAAUGAUGUGAAUAAUCAAAAUUGUUUAGAUAAUUUACAAUGUUUUAAAAGAAAACGACAUGAUGAUUAUAAUAAUGAGAAUAUGGAAGAAAUAAAUAAAAGACGGAAGAAUGAAAAAGAUACAAACCUUUUUUUAGAUAUAUCAAAUGAUAUGAAUAGAAAUAAUUCACAUCACUAUAUUGAUAAUAUAUAUAAUUAUAAUUAUAAUUAUAAUAUGAAUGAUUUUAUUAAGAUAGAUGAAAAUUAUAAUUUUAUUAAUUCAAAUGAAUUUAUUUGUAAUAUACCUUUAAAAGAACAAUGCGAUUUAAAAAAAAUAUUUUCUUAUUUUAUAGAGUCUUUAAAGAAAAAAAGUAAUCAUGAUAAUAUUUUUAAAAAGACUUAUAUUGAAUGUCUACAAAGAAAUAAUAAUAAAUUAUUACAAGGUCCUUUUGAUGAAAAUAAUUUAUUCUUAUAUAAAAGUUAUUUUUAUAAAAUAAAAAAGAUCUUUUCUUUAUUUUAUUUCGAUUUCUUUUUAUAUAUAAUUAAUGAUAUGAUAUCUGUGGAGCAAGGUAUGGAUUUUAUUCUUAACGAAUUGUUUUCUAUAAAUGAGCAAUUUUUUAAGGAUCUAAAAGAUAUUUUAAAAAAAAAACAUCCACACGACAACAUCAACAACAAUAAUAAUAAUAGUAAUAGUAAUAAUAAUUACAAAUGUGGUGGGUUUAUAUCAAGUCAAGAGAACACUCCAAAUAAUUAUAAUAACCAUAUCGAUAAUCCUACAAUAAAUAAAAAUGAUAUAUCUAAUUAUAAUACAUAUAAUUUAAAUGAUUUAAAAUCUUCACAUAAUGAAGAACAAGAAAAUAAUAUGAAUAGAAAACAUUUAUAUUAUCAUAAAAUCAAUUCUUUUUAUAAUAAUGAUGAUGUUUUAAAAGAAAAAUAUUUAAUCAUACCCUUUAAAGAAAUUAUUUUAAACAGUUUACAUUAUUUAAUAGAAAUUAUUGAUCAUAUUAAAGAAGAUAAAAAAGAAAACUAUAACAAAUAUAAAGAUAUUAUAGUUCGUUGUAUUAAAUUUUUAAAAGAUAAAAAUAUUAUUUCUUAUAAAGAAGCAGCUACAUUUAUAGAAUGUAAAAAUAUAGAUAAAUUAAAUUUAUUUAAUAAAGAAUUAUAUAAACUUAUAACCAAAUUAAAAACUAAAAAUAUGUAUAGUAUUUCUAUAUAUAAUCUUAUAAAUGAAAAUAUUAAUGCAUAUGGAAAAAUUAUUUUUCUUCUACAAAAAUUUUUUACAAAGCAUACUAAAGAAAUAAAACAAUAUAAUAACAAACAAAAAAAAAAAAAAAAAAAAAAUUUUAAAAAAAUUCUAAACCAAUUGGUAAUUAAAUGGGAUCAAAAUGUAAAAGUAGAACAAAAGAAUAAUAAAACUUCCAAAAUAAAAGCAACUCAAAGGAGACAUAAACAUCAAAAUAAAUUCCAAAAUAUAUAUAAUUCUUAUUGUCAAAUAAAAAAAUUAUGGAAAAGACAUCUAAGUUGUUAUUAUUGUAAUGAUUUAAUAAAUUUAAAAAAUGAUAUCUUUUUAAUAUCAGGUUUACAUAAUUUAUGUCCUAGAAGAAUAUUAUCUAUACUUUUAUUUUUUUAUGAACAAAAUAUUGAAAGUGAAAAGCAACUGCUCCCAUUAUUUUUUAUGUAUUCAAAGGAAAUAAUAACUGAUGUAAUUAUCUUAGAAUUAAAAAUUAGAAAUAAUUAUGUAAAUGAAUUAUAUAAGGAGGACUUGAUCAAAUUAAAAAAUAUGAAUGUUAAGAAUGAAGAAAAUGAAAAUGAAAAUAAAAAUGAAAAUAAAAAUGAAAAUAAAAAUGAAAAUAAAAAUGAAAAUAAAAAUAAAAAUGCGGCUAAUCAAAUGAAUGAAAAUAAUAAUACGACUAAUGAGACUAAUAUGAGCACUGUUAAUAAUAUUAACCACACAAGUAAUAAUAACAACAGCAACAACAAUAAUAAUAAUAGUAACAAUAGUAACAAUAAUAGUAACAAUAAUAGUAACAGUAGUUAUCAUAAUGAUAAUAUUCUUGACUCAUCAAAUAAUCAGAAUGGUAACUCUAAUAAUAAUUUUAUUUUUAUGUUUACACAAAAUAAUUUUUUUACACAUAACUACUUUAAGAUGUGCUCUAUUUUAAUUCUUAAUGAUUUAUUGAAUUUCGAAAUUUUCUAUUCACAUUUACUUCCAAAUGAUAUAUUAUUAAAAAAUAUGUUUGAAGAAUUAUAUGAAAAAUAUUACAACGAAUAUGAUAAUUCAAAUCCUGAUAAGGCCUCUUCUUUUUUUUAUAAUUACAUGCCGAUGGAUAUAAAUGACGUGCAUAAUAUAUAUGAAAAGGUAAUAACAUAUACAACUCAAUCGAAGGAAGUAAUAAAGAGGAAGGGUUCAUCGACCCUAACCAGCACAACAACAAAUAUGAACAAUAAAAAUAAUAAAAUUAAUACAAACAAUAAUAAAAAUAUUAACAGUAUUAACAGUAUUAACAAUAUUAACAGUAUUAACAAUAUUAACAGUGUGAAACAUAUCCAAAAUAUUUGUAAUGAUGUUCCUUUUAAUCAUUCGUCAGAAAAAGAAUAUAAUCAAAUUAGAUCUUCUUCAUCUUUUAAAGAUUCAUUUGUAAGAAAUAAUAAUUCUAAAUAUAAAUUUUUAAAUAGUUGUAAAGAUUCAAGAAAAAUUUUGGAAGAAUCUAAUCCUUUAUAUUUAUAUGAUCAUAUUAUAAGUUUCUUAUUAAAUACACAAGAUCAGGAAUUAAAAAAAAAAUAUGAUGAUAUCCAAUGUUUAAAUAAUAAAGAUCCAAUUGAAUAUUAUUUAUAUGACAUAAUUCACAAUAAAUCAAAUACAUUUGAUAACUUUAUUAAAAGUUUUAUAGAAAGAGAAUUAAAAGUCAGAAUAGAAAAUAUAAAUUCAAAUUAUAAAACGUAUCCUAAUUUUUUUAAUUAUUUAUUUCUAGAAAGUGAUCCUUAUCUAUUAAUAUUGGCUAGAAUAUUUUUUAUGAAAGAUUCUAAGUUUUUAUUUUUAUCAUCAUUAAUAGAAUUAAAUGCAUGGGGUUUAAUACAUACUGUAAUUAAACACAUGGAAACAUAUAAAUGUAAUCCAUAUUUAAAUUAUUAUAUACAUUCAGCAUUCUCAAAAUUAAUCUAUUAUAUUAUUAUGAACUUUGAGAAGAAAUAUGUUAAAGAUAUUAUAAAUAAGGACUCAUCAUUGAAACGAAAAAAAUUGAAUUCUAAAAGGAGAAUAAAAAAUAUUCAUACAAACAAAAAAGAAGAUAUAAAUGACAAUAAUGGUGAUAAUAAUAAUAAUAGUGAUUAUCAUAGUGAUUAUCAUAGUGAUUAUCAUAGUGAUUAUCAUAGUGAUGACAAUACUUAUAAAACAGCAUGCUUCUUUUGUAAUAUAAAUUUGCGCGGGUCACAACUGUGUAGCUAUAAGUCCAUUCAAAUUAUCAAUAAAAAUAAGAAAUAUAUUGAAUCAUUAUUUAAAAAUGAAAAGAAAAUAAAAAACAAAAAAAAAAAAAUAAAAACUUUAUUAAAAAGGAAGGAAAAAUAUUUAUAUAAAAAUAUAAAGGAAGAAAAAUUGAUAAAUAUAAAAACAAAUAAUAUGAAUAAUCAUAUAUAUAAUAUAAAAAAUGAAACUAUAAAUAUGAAAUAUUUUAUAAAAUCAUUAAAAAAUAGUAAUUCUGAAUUUUCUUCACAUAUAUCUAAUAAUUUAUUAUAUUCUGAUGAUGAUAUUAUAAAAAAUAAAAAAAUUAAAAAAAAUGUAAAUCAUAAUAUAAAAAAAGAGCACCAAAUAAAUGAGAAAAAAAAAAAAAAAAAAUCAAAAUGUGAUGAUGAUCAUAAUAAUGACAAUAAUAUUAACAUGACUAAUUUUAAUUACAAUAGUGUUGUUAUAAAUAAGAUCUUGUUAGAUAAUCAAAAAAAUAAUUGUUAUUUAAGAAAGAUUAAAAAUAUAGAAGAAUUUAUGCAAUUUAUAUUAAUAUUAUUACAAUAUUUAGGUUAUUUUGGAUUUAUAUAUAAAUCAUUAUUAAGAAGAAUUCUUCGUAUUCUUUUUUUUUAUACAAACAGUAUAAUCAAUUCAAAUGAUUCAAAUAGAAAACUACAUCCAAACUUUGAAAAACUAUUUAUAAAAUAUUUCUUUUUUGUUAUUAUUAAUGAUGAUAAUGAACAAGAUGAAGAAAACAAAAGUAUUAAUGAUGAUAUAUGGAAUAUUCUCAAAUUAUUACCUGCUUCAGAUAGAUAUAAAUUAUAUUUUAAAUUUUUUAAAAAAUUACAAAAGGGCAGAAAAAACUUGAAUAAAUUAAAAAACGUGAAAGGAUAUGAAAUAAAAUGUAAGAUAAAUUCGACAAAUAAAAUAAAUCACAACCACCACAAUAAUAAUAAUAAUAGUAAUAAUAAUAGAAAUAUACAAAAUAAUAAUUUAAUUACAAGUAUAAAUGGUAAAGAUCUGGUUGAUGACCAAAACAAAUGUGACAACAAAAAUGUAAAUAAUAUUAAGAUAAAUACUAAAGAUGAUAUAUCUUUUAAUAAUAAUAAAGAAUUAUUUAAACUUGUAUAUCAACAUAAAAACUCUAUUAUUACCUUAUCUUAUCUAAAUUUCGAUAUAAUUAAAUGCAAAUUAAGAAAAAUUAUUAAAAGAAUCACAUCUGAUAUAUUAAAAGAUAGAUAUAAUCCAAAGGUGGAAAGUAUGCUAUCUGAAUUUACUAAAUUAAUUAAUAGAAAUCCAUUUGAUUGUUCAGAUAUUAUAUUACAACAAUGUGAAUUAUUUGAUAAUAAUAUGAUUAUCACAUUAUCAGAAUCUAUUAAAAAUAUACAUAAUUUAUCUAGUGAUAUUUUUUUAUAUAAAAUAUUAGAAAGACAACAAUUAUUAAAUGUUCAUAAUUAUCAAUUAAAUAAACAAUCUAAUAAUAUAAAUAAUUUUGAACUUAUUGAUGAUUCUAUUUUUAAACCAAAAAAAUUAAUAAAUAUAUCAUUAGUAGGAGCCAAAUUUUUAUGUAAACAUCCUUCUGUUAAUUUUUAUCCUUUAGUUAUAUCUAUAUUUAAAAGAAUAUUUUCAGAAUUACAUACUUCUGAUCAUGUAUAUCUAAAAAAUAAAUCUUAUAUAUCUAAUCAAGUAUUAUUAUUAUUCUUAUUAAAUCAUUGUAAAAAUCAAGUACAAAAAUAUAUCAAAUCAUCACAAUGUGAUAAUAAUGUGAUAGAUGCAAAUGUUCAUAUAUCAAACCAUAUGAAUCAAACCAAUCAUAUAUCUAAUAUAACUCAAGAACAUAAUAAUUAUCAUUUUCAUAAUAAUUAUCAUUUUCAUAAUAAUUAUCAUUUUCAUAAUAAUUAUCAUUUUCAUAAUAAUAAUCUUACCCUUACUGAUACACAAAAUGUAUUAAUAUAUGAUAAUGAAAAUGCACUUAUAAAUUAUAUUAAUAUAUAUCCAAAUGAAUAUAUUAAUCCAUAUGAUUUAAUAAAUAACCAACAAGCAUAUGAUGAAUCUGAACAUAACAAAGAAAAUAUAAUACAACAUUCUGUGUUAAGUGGACUUAAUAAAAAAUAUCCAGAUAUUAUGACAGGAUAUUUUUUUGAUUUAGAUUAUAUUCAAAAAUUAAUUGAAAUAUAUGCUGAUACUAAUGCUUCUUUAGAUGUCCAAGAAUUAAAUGAAGAUCAAUUAAAUGCUCAAUGUGGACUCAAACUAAUUAAAGAAGAAAUUAUGAUCUUACAAGAAAAUUUUAAUUUAAAAAUUAAUAAUAAUGAAUAUGAAUAUAUACAACAAAUUGAACAAGAAGAUGAAAAAUUAAAAAAUGCAUGUAUUCAAAAUGCUAUACAAAUAUUCUUAAAUCCAAAUUAUAUUUAUUUAAUAUUUUUUAUUCUUUCCAAAAUUAAAUAUGAAUAUUUAUUUGAUAGUAAUACAAAUAAUCUAAGAAACUUAUCAGCCAUGGUUGAUAAAAUACAUAUAGUCUUGUUACAGUUUGUUGAAUUCUUACAAACUAAUAUUAAACCAUCUUUAUAUUUCUCAUAUAUACCUAAUAUUUUGCACAUCUUUCAGUUUUUUGAUAUAUCACAAUCAUUUCAUAUAACCAGGUUUGCCUUUCCCUUUUUUAAGCAAACAAAUUAUAAACAUAAUAAUAAUAUUAAGCAAGUGAAUACUAAAAAGGAAAAAGAAAAUGAAAAUAAUAAUAAGUCUGUGAUGAAGAAAGAUAUGACCUCGACAACUAAGGCGCUUCAAUCAGACACUUCGCCCAAGGAAGAAGGAAAUGUAAACAUUUUGAAAGAAACAAAACAAACAAAUCAUGAUCAUAUUAAAACUGAUAAUAAUUUAUGUGAUAAUCAUUUAAGUGGUAAUCAUUUAAGUGGUAAUCAUUUAUGUGAUAAUCAUUUAAGUGAUAAUCAUUUAAGUGAUAAUCAUUUAUGUGAUAAUCAUAUAAGUGAUAAUCAUAUAAGUAAUAAUCAUUUAAGUGAUAAUCAUUUAAGUGAGACUCUUAACUGCGAAUCUUCUCUCAAGAAACCUAAUGACGAAACGGCUAAUCAAAUUAAAAAAUACGACGAUCCCAAUUUUAAUCACGUAAACGAACUGUUGUGGAAAUUACUGUUAAUGCCAAUAGUGGACAAAUAUUUAAAAGAAGAAGAAUUGAACGGCAUAAACAUUAAUUUUUAUCUUACAUACUGGAGAUUAAGCAUAUCAGAUAUAUAUGUUCCACAUAAACAGUAUCAAAAGGUAUUAGAUAAGUAUGAAAAUUAUAUAAAAAAGUUAGAAAAAUAUUAUGAAGAAAAUAAAAAAAAUGAAGAAUAUAAAUGGAUUCCUAAACAAAUAAAAAAAUUAAAUAUAAAAAAAAAUAAUUUAAAAAAUGAAUAUGAAUAUCAUAUAAAUCAUACAAAACAAAUUAAAAAAUAUCUAGAACAUAUUGUUGAACAUUGGGUAGAUCCACAAAAAGUUAGUUUAAAUACAUUUGUAGCUUUUAUAAAAUGUCUAAUAGCACCUAGAAUUCUAAACAGUGAAAAAGAUUCAUUAUUCUGUUCAAAAUUUAUGCAAAUAUUAUUAGAAUUACAUACACCAUUAUUUAAUCUAUGCACCUUAGUAUAUAUAUUUAUAAAAAUGCUAAUCCCAUUAAUUAAUGCAUGUACAGAAAAAGAAGCAUUAAACAUAGGAAUAUUUUUUAAUGAUUUCUUUUCAUAUAUAUAUUUAUUAUGUGAAGAUAUUAAAUAUUUUCAAAAUGUAUCAAAUAAAAAUCCAUGUUUUAGUUAUACUCUCAAUUUUCAAUCAAAAGAUACAAUUACUCAUAAUAAUAUUAUGCAAAAAGUUAUUAAGUGGGAAAAAACUAUACUCUCAUUAUUAUUUGAAAAUAAUAAUUUUGAAAAAUCUUGGAUUAAUUCAAAAUCGCUUGUUAUCUUCUUAUUCAGAUUUUUAAAUACAUUUCCAUAUUCAUAUAAAAUUAAAAAUUCAAUAAAAACCUAUCUUGAAAACUUACAAAAUUUUGCAAAUAAUCAAGGAUGGAAAGAUAUUCUUAUAUCAAUUAAUAGUUUGAAGACAAUGAUGGAGAAAAACAGAAAAAGUUCUGUAGGUGAAAAAAAGGAUUUACCAGUAAAAAGUCAAGAAGUUAAACAAAGCACUUCAAGAACAAGCGUAAAUAAUGUUAAUGCAGAUGUAAAUGUUACAAUGAAUCCUUUCAAUAAUUCUACCCCUGUACAUAUUCCAUCCAAUCCACCUUUUGCUCCUAUGCCCAAAAAUAUAUAUAAUCCAAAUGUUUAUCCAAUAGUACAAAAUCCUAUUAAUCCUCCACCGAAACCAUAUAUGAAGGAUAACAAUUAUAACAACAAAGUACCCCCUCCACAGGAACCUAAUAAUUUUAUACAUACAUCAACUAGAAAUGAGAUUUUUAUAAACGGAAAUAAAGAUAACAAAUACAAAAGAAGAUUACAAAUAUUUAAUAAUUUAAGGAAAAAUAUGAAUUACUAUCCAAAUGUCCAAAGAAAAUUCAUAUAUAUGAAUAAUAAAUAUAUUCGUAAUAAUAAAUCAAGAUUUAAUAAUGGAAAUAUAAUUUAUGGAAAAAAUAUGAAUUAUGCAUUUCAACAAAAUUAUCGAAAUGCUAAUUCAUAUAAUACGUCAUCUAAUAACGACAUAUCUACAAAGAACAAUUUUUCGAACAUUCAAAAUUAUAUGACAAAUAAAAAUAAUACUAACUUUUUUAAAAGAUAA
Molecule: messenger RNA, 8472 nt
Organism: Plasmodium gaboni
Lineage: Eukaryota; Apicomplexa; Aconoidasida; Haemosporida; Plasmodiidae
Product: putative THO complex subunit 2
Exons: 5
Coding region: 1-8472 (2823 amino acids)
Biological process (GO): mRNA export from nucleus; mRNA processing
Cellular component (GO): THO complex part of transcription export complex
Molecular function (GO): mRNA binding
Source: RefSeq, a predicted model, not a curated record